Kazachstania africana CBS 2517 is the source of this 1212-nucleotide messenger RNA. RefSeq names its product septin CDC12 (gene CDC12). Gene Ontology annotation, biological process: cytoskeleton-dependent cytokinesis. Gene Ontology annotation, cellular component: septin complex; septin ring; cell division site. The coding region runs from base 1 to 1212 and encodes 403 amino acids. NCBI's taxonomy places the organism in Eukaryota, Fungi, Ascomycota, Saccharomycetes, Saccharomycetales, Saccharomycetaceae. The record is from RefSeq and is a predicted model, not a curated record. The transcript has a single exon. Gene Ontology annotation, molecular function: GTPase activity; molecular adaptor activity; GTP binding.
AUGACCACAUCUUCCACUGUUGCACCCGCACCAGCUUCACAGCAAUUCGUUGGUAUUUCUAACCUGCCAAAUCAGCGUUACAAAAUAGUUUCUGAGAAUGGUGGUCAUUUCACGUUGAUGAUCUGCGGUGAAAGUGGAUUGGGUAAAACGACAUUUAUCAACACAUUAUUUCAAACUACGUUGAAACAAUCAGAUCCUCAACGUCGCCAUUCCCAACCAAUCCAGAAAACAGUGGAAAUCGACAUUUUAAGAGCAGAAUUAGUGGAAAAGAAGUUUAAAUUGAAAGUCAAUGUUAUUGACACGCCUGGUUUUGGUGAUAACGUUAACAAUAGUAAGGCAUGGCAACCAAUUGUUGACUUCAUUGAUGACCAGCACGAUUCUUUCAUGCGUCAAGAACAACAACCAUUCCGUGAUGUCAAAUUUGAUUUAAGAGUUCAUGCUGUAUUAUAUUUUAUUAAACCAACAGGACAUGGUCUAAAACCAAUAGAUAUUGAAACUAUGAAACGUAUCUCAACAAGAGCUAAUUUGAUUCCCGUCAUUGCGAAGGCUGACACUCUAACUUCUAACGAAUUACAAAUAUUUAAAAAUAGAAUUAGACAAGUCAUUGAAGCACAAGAGAUUAGGAUCUUCACACCACCAUUAGAAAGUAACGUUGAUAGCUCUGACAUAACUAAUAAUCAAGAUGUUGCUGCAAUAGAGCACGCCAGACAACUGAUUGAAUCUAUGCCUUUCGCCAUCAUCGGUUCAACUCAAAAAUUUGACAAUGGAUCUGGUCAACUGGUCCUAGCAAGAAAAUAUCCAUGGGGUCUAGUGGAAGUUGAAAAUGAUUUACACUGCGACUUCCGCAAAUUGAGAAGUCUGGUAUUGAGAACAUAUCUUUUAGAUUUGAUCUUGACGACAAAUGAACUACAUUAUGAAACCUACAGAAGAUUAAGAUUGGAGGGUAACGAAAAUCCAAAUGAUGCAGAUCCAUCAAUUCCAUUGAGAGCGCCACUAAGGAAACUAUCACAUAAUCCAAAAUUCAAAGAAGAAGAAAAUAUGUUAAAGAAAUAUUUUACCGAUCAAGUUAAAGCUGAAGAACAAAGAUUUAGACAAUGGGAACAAAAUAUUGUUAAUGAAAGAGUUAAACUAAAUACCGAUCUGGAAGAACUACAAAAUAAGAUAAAGAAACUGGAGGAGCAAAAUAAACUUUUACAAUCAAGGAAGCGUUAA